Molecule: messenger RNA, 1761 nt
Organism: Saccoglossus kowalevskii
Lineage: Eukaryota; Metazoa; Hemichordata; Enteropneusta; Harrimaniidae
Product: NXPE family member 2-like
Source: RefSeq, a predicted model, not a curated record
AUGCUCUUCACACAGCACUCUGGUGAAUUACGUUCAUCACUCCCGAUUAAGGAUGAUUUGGUCACCAUAUCUCAUGAUGUCUUCAAGAAUGAAAUAAGUAAACACACUCUAAUCACCAGUCACAAUAACGUUUCCUCGCCGCGAAGUGAACGAGUUACGAAAGAGCUAGCAAAUGAAACUACCAGUACCACGAUUAAUAAAGCUACAAACCCGGCAAAAGUGGUAACAAUGAAAGCACAGGAGGUAUACAGGAGCACACAUGUUGAUUUAUAUCCCUACCGAAAGUAUGAUCCAUUGGCAAUGGAGUGGAUUAACACUGUAGAAGAAAUGGAAUGGAUUCACAGAAACAGUUAUAAUGAAGAUAAAAAGGACUAUAAAAAACCAUUUGACCAUGGAACCGGUGAGAUGUGGUCCACAUCUGUUAUCAAAACCAGAGUAAUUGUGAAAACUGACAGAAAUGAUAUUCGUAAAGGCUCAUAUAUUUGCGUUGAAAUCGAAACUUUUGAUGAUAAUGGCCGUAAAAGAAAGAGAGGAGGCGACUUCUUCACUGCUAACAUGGCUAAUGUUGCACUGCAGAAGAGUACAGCUGGUCGCGUUGUUGACCAUGGCAAUGGAACUUACUCAGUAUUUUUCUACGCGGCCUGGUCUGGCGAAGCACAAAUUGACAUUGCACUCUCAUUUCCACGAGAGAUUAUAAUUCACACAAAAAAUACAAUGAGACGCGAAGAACUUCAAGGGUUUGCAGCAAAUUACUCUGAUGGAAAAUGGAAUGCAGAAACUCGCUGCUCCCUUAUCAAUGAAGGCGUGUGGUCAGACAGAUGUGAAUACAUCAAUCCAAACGCAUUAGGUAAAACAGUCUUUGCAUGUGUCAAACUACCGUAUUUUAGCUGCGACCAGCUUAUUAACGUGUGGUCAAAGGGUGCUGGUCUGAACCGUCUUCCUUUAGAUGAAAAACAAAAAGUCCAGUAUAUUUAUGAUGGGAGAUACAGUCCGAAUACUUUAAAAGAGACGCCAAUAAAGUUGAAAAUCUUGGAAGCUGAAGUAUCUCCUCCAAAAUUACCUCCAUGUGGACCUGAUGUACCUAUACCAUUAUCAAGUGGCUACUGGGAAAACUCUUCCGUAUUUGUGCCUCUAGUGUGUCAAAGUCAACAAUGGAGACAGCAAGAUAUCGACAAUUGCAUAGCUGACAAGGAAUUCUUUAGUGUUGGCGACUCUACACUUGGGCCACUGGUUAAAUGGUUUCUCAAAUCACCUGAGUUAAGAGAGUCUAACAUUUAUUUUAUGACACCGAGGCUUGCAGGUCCAAGGGUUAAGAUCUUUGAAACUAUUUUUGAAGCUGAUUUGAUUGACAAAAUCAGUAAGCGAAACUGCCAAUCAAAGACACAUGUCGUAUUCUUAAAUUUUUGUUUUCACUUUGCUGGAUGGUCUACACGAGCUUAUGUAGAACGACUUGUUCGCGUAAAUUUGGCAAUUCUUCGACUUUUGCAACGAUGUCCAAAUUCGAAAAUUAUGAUAAAACUUGCACAUUCACGUGAAAAUCUGUACAAGGAGCAGCGUAACAACCUCAAUUGGAUAUACUAUGACAUGAAUCGAAUUGCCAGGCGCGUGUUCGGAGGAACCGGUGUUCUGUUUCUUGACCUUUGGGAUAUGAUUAAUUCUUCUUUUCAGGAAAACACAAUUCAUAUGCACGGUGCGGUGGCACAACAAGAAUUUUAUCUCGCCAUAUCCUAUAUCUGCCCAGAAUAUGUCAAGUUACAGUAG